CCUCCAACCACCCUCCCCUUGUUCUGCUCUGCUCUGCUGCAUUCUGAUCCCCGCUCCUCGCCCUGUCGCCCACCCGCACCUUCGCCUCUUCUCCUUCUCCAGCUCUGCUUCUUGCGAAGUUUUGUCCUUUCUCUCAUUCCUCCCUUCCCUUCCCGUCCCUCCUCUCCCCGUUACGCCUUCCAUUCGGUGCUCAGGGCGCGCGCUUGCGAUCCAUGAGCGGCGGCAUCCCCGCGGCGCGCGUCCUGCGCCGCCGCGUGGCCGGCGAGGACAUGGGCGACGACGGCGACGCGUUCUGGGCAGGCGCGCCCCGCCUCUACGACUUCUCCCAGCAGCAGCAGGAGCAGUCUCCGCGGCCGCCGUCGCCCCCCGCCGCGCGGCGUUCACCUCCGCCGGAGCCGAAACCGACGCCGUGCGGUCCGUGCCUCCUCACCCUGCAGGGCAGCUGCGCGGGGUGGGGCGUGAGGAAGCACAUCCAGUACUCCCGCCGGCGCCGGGCAGUCUGUGGUGCUCCUCCCCAGGCCGUCGUCGAGGAGAUGAAGCGGCGGGCGGCGGUGCAGUGUGGGGACGGGGACAAGGAUGAGGAGAGAUCGAGCGGCGCCAAGAAGCGGAAGCGGCUGGAGGAGAUGGGGAAGGACGAGGCGGCGGCGGUGGAGACCAGUCAGAAAGACAAUCGCGUGGUGGUCAGGACGGAGAAGACGAGGAGCAGGAAGAGGACGAGGAGUGGCCGUGGCCGCGACGCCGCCAGGCGCGCCAAGAAGGUCCCGCGGGUGUUGAAGGGGGAGGACGAGGAGUGGAAUGGUGGCAGGAAGAGGAAGCGACCGAAGGAGGAGGCGGCGGCGCCAGCGGCAGAAGAGAGCAGCCCAGAGAUGCUCGAGGUGGUCAAGAUGGAGAAGACGAGGAGUGGCCAUCGCCGUCGCCGCGACGCCGCCAAGCGCGAGGAAGAGAGCAAGACCGCCGCUCCCGCUCCCAAGCCCGGCUCACCGCGCGGCAAGGUCGACCGGUGGUCGGCCCGGCGGUACGCGGCUGCCGAGGUUGCGCUGCUCGACAUCCUGCGCGCGCGCGGCGCCAGAGAAGGCAAGCCCUUGCAGCGCGGCGAGCUGCGGGCGGAGGCGCGCCGGCACAUCGGUGACACCGGCCUCCUCGACCACCUCCUCAGGCACGUCACCGACAAGGUCCCGGCCGGCAGCACCGAGCGGUUACGCCGCCGGUACAACGCGGACGGCACCCUGGAGUACUGGCUGGAGCCGGCGGGGCUCGCGGCCGUGCGCCGGGAGGCCGGGGUGGAUGACCCGUACUGGGUGCCGCCGCCCGGGUGGAAGCCCGGAGACCCCGUAUCGCCGGAGGCCUGCGCGCUCGAGGUGAAGAAGAAGGUGGAGGAGCUUGCCGGGGAGCUCGCCGUCGUAAAAAGGCAUAUGAAGGAGCUCAGUUCCAAUCUGAUUCAAGUGAGCAAGGAAGCUUACAUUUCUUGGCAGGGGUAUGACUGUAUGAUGAAGGCCAAUGAAAACCUGGAAAAGGAGGUGCUGUCCUUGGAGGAGAAGUACGACAAUGCAACACAGGCAAAUGGCGAGCUGAGAGAGGAGCUGUUGUUCCUGAAGGAAAAAUGUGAGAGUAUGGUUGAGAAGAAUGCCAAACUGGAGGAGCAGAUGGUUGCCAUAUCCACUUGUUUCCAGUUCCUUCAGGAAGACUUGCUCUUGCAGAACCCUGGAGGUGGAGAACAACACAUGCUGUUGCUAGAACAAGCUGACCUCUGUGUCAAAGAGCCUUCCAAAGCUGACAUUGACAAGCAAGAAGCCAGUACCGGCAACGCGCUGGGCCAUGCUGCCGCCGGUGCAAGCAACGCCACCGCUAGCAGCAACGGUGGCGAUGGCGUCCGUGGCAGCGAGAAGAGGACGUCGAGGAAGUGCAGCGUGCGCAUCUGCAAGCCGCAGGGGACGUUCCAGUGGCUGAACACGGCUGUUGACACGGUCAACGGUGAAGCCUGCAGCCCCUCAGCGCUGCCAGAGCCGCUGACACCCGGCGGGGACCUGGUCGUCGCCAACUUUGACGCCGUGAUGUACAACCUCGCACCGCCGUCCGUGGAGGAGUACCUGGCGGUUGGCGGCCUCCCCACGCCGACGUCCGCGUCGUCCACCAACGCCGCCUCUGCGAAGCUCCCGCUGCUGCCCGCCCCGGCCUCGGCAGUCCAGGUCCAGCCGCCGCCACUGCCAUCCAGCACCGUGGCCUGGGAUGAUGACCUGCAGGCAGUGCAGCCUUACUUCGGCGGCCUCGACUUGCAGCUCCGGCACACGGACUCGUCUUCGUCGUCGGUGCCGUGCCUGCCGGAAGCCGGGAAGAAGGCGCUGAUGCUCGACGCCGGAAGCGGCAACGUGGGCACCGAACUGGCGCUGUCGAUGGCGACUCGCUCCUACUGAUCCAACGCUGACGAGCUCCGAGGAAUCGUCGGAUCGCUAGUGAAGUUUUGGCUCACCGUUAACUAGCUAGCAGUAACUGAUCUCCUAAGAAGAUAGCACACAGGUCCACAGAAUAUCUGCAGAAAGACACAAGAACAUCAAAGACGAAGAUAGAUUACCUUACCUUUCUUGGUUAAACUAGGCAUGCAUUUUCUCCGUUAAUUACCACUAGUUUCAGUUGGAACUUAAUCACAUGUGGGUUUGCAUCGCAUAUGAGCACCUUGCUGCUGCUGCUUAAUCUGUAGUUUCUACUAAUGCUUGGAAAAGGAAAAAUGAUCUGAUCUGACACUCCGUUUCGAGUUAAAUGCUCGCGAGCUAGGAUACAUGUGUUGAUGAUCUUGUGAAUUGCGUCUGCAAGAGCAAGUUAUUGUUAUCAGUUGAUU
This is a messenger RNA of Phragmites australis (common reed), 2833 nucleotides long. Its product is annotated as protein AMEIOTIC 1 homolog. Bases 213 to 2411 code for a protein of 732 amino acids. Gene Ontology annotation, biological process: meiotic cell cycle; meiotic sister chromatid cohesion; reciprocal meiotic recombination. The record is from RefSeq and is a predicted model, not a curated record. NCBI's taxonomy places the organism in Eukaryota, Viridiplantae, Streptophyta, Magnoliopsida, Poales, Poaceae. The transcript is spliced from 7 exons.